This is a messenger RNA of Epithele typhae, 1701 nucleotides long. Its product is annotated as acetyl-CoA synthetase-like protein. Gene Ontology annotation, molecular function: CoA-ligase activity. The transcript is spliced from 8 exons. NCBI's taxonomy places the organism in Eukaryota, Fungi, Basidiomycota, Agaricomycetes, Polyporales, Epitheliaceae. The record is from RefSeq and is a predicted model, not a curated record. The coding region runs from base 1 to 1701 and encodes 566 amino acids.
AUGCACUACACCUCGCUCUACCCGCCGCCGCCGCCGACGCCCGUGAUGAACGUGCACGACUUCCUCGCCACGACGCCGGCGCAGCAGCGGGCGGAAGACUGGGUGCAGUUCGUCGAGCCGCUCUCCGGGCGGGAGUGGACGAGGAACGAGGUCCGGGACGGCGUGCGCGACGCCGCGACCGCGCUCGUCGCGCCGGAGGCGGAGGGCGGGUUCGGGAUCGCGCUCGGGGGAGAGCGCGUCGCGGUGAUGAGCACCAACUGUGUGGAAUACAUCAUCCUCGUGCACGCCCUCUUCAAGACCGCGAUCCCCCUCGUGCUCGUCCCCUCCGGCGCGACGCCGUUCGAGCUCGAGCACUUCCUCCGCACCUCCAACGCCACGCGCCUGUUCGUGCACGCGAGCUCCCUCGCCACCGCCCUCGGGGCCGCGGAGAAAGUGGGCCUGCCACAGACCCGCGUCGUCGUCCUCACGGGGCAGCUCUCGAGCAACCGUCCGGACUUCAUGUCCGCGGUCGACGAGGUCCGCUACCGGGACAUGCCCGCGGUGUCGUCGACGCCGGUCACGGACGACACGCUGCUCUACUUGGUGUUUUCCAGCGGGACGGGCGGGCUGCCGAAAGCGGUGAUGAUAUCGCACAAGAAUGUGAUAGCGAAGAUGGUGACAGCAGCGUGGGCCGUAGCGUUUGACGGACCACACCCGUAUUUCGCGACGAACCACGCGAUCGCCCUCGGCUUUUUACCCAUCUACCACAGCUAUGGUCUUCACUGCCUCUGCAUCCAGCCUCAGGCGUCGGUCUCCACCACCGUGCUCCUGCCGCGCUGGGAUCCAGCCCUCGUGUUCGACCUCAUUCCUCGCCACCGCAUAAACGUGCUGUACCUGACCCCGCCGGCAAUCUUGCACCUCUUGAACCACCCGCGCGUGAAGACAGCCGACCUCAGCUCUGUGAUCAACCUCGGGAGCGGGGCGUCGUACCUGCCUCCGCAGCUUGCGCGGAUCUUUACCGGGCUCGCGAAGAACGCGAAGCUCGUCGAGGGCUACGGCAUGUCUGAAACCACGCUCUCCAUCACCCGCCCAUGCCCCGAGAAGCUGGGGGGCCCCAAGUCCGGCAGCCCCGGGAUCCUCGUGCCCGGGCUGGAGGCCCGCAUCGUCCGCGACGACGGCACGCUCGUGGGCCCAGACGAGCCGGGCGAGCUCUGGGUGCGCGGGGACGUCGUCGCGCUCGGCUACUGGGGCGACGCGCGCUCGACGGCGGAGACCUUCACCGGCGGCGGCUGGCUGCGCACCGGGGACCGGAUCCGCGUCGACGCGGACCAGCACUUCUUCUUCGUCGAGCGCGUCAAGGACACCCUCAAGGUUUCCGGCCAGCAGGUCUCGCCCACUGAGCUCGAGGCCGUCCUCUUCGCGCACCCGGACCGACUCGUCGCGGACGUCGCGGUCGCGGGCGUCGCGGGCGCGCGGCUCGCGGACGAGAGGGUGCCGCGCGCAUGGGUCGUGCUGAGCGAGGAGGGGCGGCGGCACGGGGCCGCCGCGGCCGUGCGCGCGCUGGACGCGUGGGUCCGGCAGAGCCUCAGUCGGUUCAAGUGGCUGCGCGGGGGGAUCGAGGUCGUCGACGAGAUUCCGAAGAACCCGACGGGCAAAGUGCUGCGUCGCGUGCUGGUGCAGCGGUACGAGGAGCGGCAGAAGGCGCCUUCUGCAAAGCUGUGA